GCCGAGGGGCGGACCUGCAGGAGCUCCGGGCAUCAAAUCCACAGCGUGUCUGAGCAAAAUGAAACAUGGAUGAGGAGGUCGCUGAAAGUUGGGAGGACGCUGCCGAUAGUGGGGAAAUGGAAAAACGGUUAGAAGAGAAGCUACGGAUCAGCCAGAGAGAAAAGGAAUCCAGUAACUCUGCACGCUCUCCGUUGAAGACGACCAUGGUGAUACAGGACGACUCUCUACCAGCAGCACCCCCACCUCAGAUACGCAUUUUGAAGCGGCCUGCGAGCAACGGGUCACUGGGGUCCCCCCUGAAUCAGAACAGGCCUACGCCGCAGGUCAAGUCUCUGGCCCAGCGAGAAGCAGAGUAUGCUGAGGCCAGGAAGAGAAUACUGGGCAGCGCCUGCCCAGAGGAGACGCCUCAGGACAAGCCCAACACUGACAGGCCAGGGCGCAAUAACUCGACAUUGCCUUCAGAGGACACCAGAUCAAACAAUCACACUGUCCGGCAGCCGGCCGGCCCAGACGGCACCCAAGGGUUCCGACAGCACAGAUAAGUGGGCCUUGAGGGCCACCCGGCCAUGGAGGGGAGAGCGAGCAGAGCCACCAGUGAGCAAACAUAGGACUGUAUUCCUGAAACUUCCUUCCUUCAGUUCCCUUGUACCAGACGGGCUGCGAGUCCAGUCGCAUCGCUGCCCUCCUCCUCCCACUCACAGGAGUGUGGAGCUGCCAGGGAGCGAGGAACUCCAGCAGGAAGUCAAAUGGAAAUGUGCUCUCUUCUAUCCCCAAUGCAGUGUGUUGGCCACUGUGAUUAUGGACAUCUUCUGGACUCACUGUGAUGAUCCCCUUUAAGAGAAGCCCCUCACCUCCACCUCUCUCUUCCUUCAGUCCCUCACGGCUCCAUCCAAGGAUGCCCGAAGGCCAGAAGCAAAGACUUGAACAAAGGACAGUGAGGAGAGAGGAGCGGAGCAGACGUGAGGGGCCAUAUCAAAACGAGACGCGCUGGCACUUGUGCUGCAGCUUCUUCCCAGCAAUAAUACCAGACAUCACUUCAAUGUUUUUAAUUUUUCAGAUGUUGGCUCACAAAAUUUUUAUUCUGUUUUUCUUGCUUGUCUUUAUCGAUACUAGGGAUGCUCUGAUAUCUAACAAAUACAGAUAGAAGUACUUUAUAUGACAUGUACACCACCAAGAAUCUGUAUUUAUUAAUGAGAUUUUUAAAAAAAUAAACAUAACAUCUGCAGUUUUUAUCAAAUAGGACACACAUUUGUCCACCUUUGUUUGGUGGCAAAACAGAAAUGUUUUAAAGAGACAAGUGUCCUGCAUUAAAUCCACCUCUAAUGCUGAGUACUUACCUGAGCGGUUGGGAUUAUCAGUGCACCUCUACUAUGUAAAUCGCCAUUUGUUUUUAAAAACCGAGGGUAGGGGUCGUGUGUGUGUGUCAAGUUGUGUAUCUGACAAGUUCUGUUUACGGUUUGUUUUUUUUAAUUGAGCUGUCUUCUUUGGACUGUCACUUCAUUUCUAUUUAAAAGUAAAAGCAAAAAAAAAAAAACACAUGAAAAGGAGAUGAGUAGCUUUUCUGCUUUUUUCUAUAAGCGAUGUCAGAGCAAAGCAGUAUUUUAAUUGAAACGAACCAAAAUCCCUUUUUAAAACCAACCUUAAAAACGUCACUAUUAUUGGAAGGUGGUGUUGGCAGCGACUGGCAGGAGGGUCAGAUGGUAGAACGAACUCACUGCUGUACUUCACAAGCCUCCCCCGUUGCGUCGCCACCUCCUCGGCGGUGUGCUUGUUCCUUCACGUCGUCCUCUGAAGUACAGCACAUUGGAACUCAGGUGCAAGUGAACGAGACUGAAUGAAUGAAAUGAACUAAGAUUGUAUUUUUCCAGCAGGUUUGAUUGCGCAAACAGCUAAUGUCCGUAUUUAAGCUUGGGUUAAGCACUUAGAAACGGUGCUCUGUCGAGAGAAAUGUAACUGAAAUGAUGUCCACGUCCCGAGGUGAAUGAAUGCCAGGUGUUUUUUUUUUUGUUUCUUUUGUCUUAACUGUCAGCAUCUUGGUAACGUGUUCAGUAACUGACGGUCCACUGCUUAAACCGAGACGCAGCUGGAUGUGAACCAGAGAGGAGUCGACUACGUGGCUUUCAGGACCGUCGUGCCCAGAUGUUCAGUUUUUCACCUUUUUAUUUGUACAAACAGAGAGAUCUCAAUAAAGCCAUAUUCAGUGGUGCAACAUCGAUACAAACGUUCUUGUAAUGGUUGAAUUCAGCUUGUGCCUCCUGUAUCACAUCUUUACUUCCGGGUUGUUUUUAUUACUGUAGUUCGAGAAAACUGAGAAAAAUGUUUGAGGGCGAAUUCACGAGACUCUUUAAGAGGUUUUUAGUUCAGGAAAUCUAGCGGCAGAGCAGCAGACAGUCGGGUUCUGCUGAGCUCAGAACACAAACUGCCUGUAAAUACUGAUUUAAUAAAAAUGAUUUGCAAAAAAA
This is a messenger RNA of Stegastes partitus (bicolor damselfish), 2462 nucleotides long. RefSeq names its product SUZ RNA binding domain containing 1 (gene szrd1). NCBI's taxonomy places the organism in Eukaryota, Metazoa, Chordata, Actinopteri, Pomacentridae. The record is from RefSeq and is a predicted model, not a curated record. The transcript has 4 exons. The coding region runs from base 66 to 542 and encodes 158 amino acids.